AUGGUUAUGACGCUAGUCAUUGCCUGGCUGAAUCGCCAGCUUUCAGAGACGCAGUUGACAGCUGUACAGGCUCGUUACCAGACCUCUGUAACAACUCCUGGUGGAUUUGUUUUUUCUUCUGGAGAAGCGAGGAGGUCCAUGGGUCAACUGGUUGGCCAGCCCAUCUCCACUCUUUCCUCAUUUCCUACACCGAUAUCUAAUUCUCUUUCGGCAAAUCAAGCUAUUGGCCGCACCGAAAGAUGGCAAUCUGCUGUCACUGCAGUUUCUGGCAAGUCAUUUUGA
This is a messenger RNA of Protopolystoma xenopodis, 282 nucleotides long. The record is from the annotation of a GenBank genome assembly. NCBI's taxonomy places the organism in Eukaryota, Metazoa, Platyhelminthes, Monogenea, Polystomatidea, Polystomatidae.